GGAAGGGGAAAGGAAAAGGGCAAAGGAAGGCCUGGAACGGGCUGCGUUUCUCUUUCUCAACCCUCUCCCCACUCGGGGUAGCUGCCCAGGAUUAUAUUCAGUCUUCGGAAGAGCUGUGAGGAGAGAAGGGAUCUUGGUGUCUGGAAGUACCUCAAUCUUGAGCAACUAUGUCAAACCCCAGUGCUCCACCUCCAUAUGAAGAUCGAAACCCCCUUUAUCCUCCUCCUCCAGCAGGAGGAUACCCUGGGGGUUACCCAGCCUACCCCCAGCCAGGCUUCGGACACCCAGCUGGGUAUCCUCAGCCUAUGCCUCCCAUCCAUCCAAUGCCCAUGAACUUUGGCAGAGGUGAAGUCUAUGGGGGAGAGGAGCCUGCAGUGAGUGACAGCUUUGGGACUGGAGAAUGGGAAGACAAGAAGGUCCGACACCGCUUCAUCCAGAAGGUUUAUACCAUCAUCUCAAUCCAGUUGCUCAUCACAGUUGCCAUCAUCGCUAUUUUCACCUUUGUGGAACCUGUUCGAGGCUUUGUGAGGAAGAACUAUGCUAUCUACUAUGCUUCCUAUGCUGUCUUCCUGGGCACAUACCUGACCCUUGUCUGCUGCCAGGGACCCAGGCGCCGCUUCCCAUGGAACAUCAUCUUGUUGACCAUCUUUACCCUAGCAAUGAGCUUCAUGACUGGCUGCAUAGCCAGUAUGUAUAACACUAAAGCGGUCAUCUUGGCCAUGAUCAUCACCGCCAUCGUCACCAUUGCUGUCACCAUAUUCUGCUUCCAGACCAAGGUGGACUUCACAUCCUGUGCUGGGCUUUUCUGUGUGCUCGGCAUUGUCUUGACAGUGACUGGAAUUAUCACUGCCAUUGUGAUGGCCUUCAAAUAUGUCUAUUGGCUUCACAUGCUGUAUGCUGCCCUGGGAGCCAUUGCAUUUACUCUGUUUUUGGCAUAUGACACACAGCUGGUCUUGGGGAACAGGAAGCAUACCAUCAGCCCAGAAGAAUAUAUCACAGGCGCCCUGCAAAUCUACACGGAUAUCGUCUACAUCUUCACCUUUGUGCUGCAGCUUCUAGGGGAUCACAAUUAAGGGGGCCUCCCUUCUCUUCCACGUUCCUUCUUUCCUUCCUCUCUUUCUGGGUUGGCCAGUCUUUGCUGUGCCCUUUUCUCUCAGUAACUUCCCCAGGAAGGCUUCUGCUUGUUGCUUGUGACAUCUGGGGGAGCAGUCCUGUCUGGGGCUCGUCUGUAGGGAGGGACAUGUUGGACUGGGGCCGCCAGUGCGUGACUUAUUCUCUCCUGACUCGUCCAAGGCUGAAUCCCAGAUCUCUUCUUGUCAUCGCUGCCCUGCCAGGGGUGUGUGAUGAGAUCAUUCUGUCUCACUAACUAAAGGGAAACAAGGUGCAGGGAUGAUUUCAAGGAAACGCGAUGCCUUCUCUUCUGGGGAUUCCGUACUGAGCUGCUAUCUGCAAGGCCCUCCUCCCUGUCAUUUUCCCAAUGGGAUUGGAGAAUGGGGCCAGUGCCUACUCUCCCUCUUGCACUUGGAUCCCAAAUCCUAUCCUCUUCUUUGUUCUCUCCUUGUCCCCCCACUCCCCAUAGUCCUUCCUUCUCACCCUUUGUACAGAUGUGAUCCAGUGAUGUGUAUGUGUAUAUAUAUAUAUAUAUAUAUAUAUUGUUUAUUGUGGGCUGGGCACAACAUAUGCCAGUGCCCAGUCCUGGCCCACCUACCAUAAACCCUGACCUCUGCCUAAGGCCAUAGGGUUUACCUCUGAAGCUCAGUCUCUACCCAUCUCCAUCCAGCUCCUUCCCAUCACCUGGCCAAUGGGAGUGGGGGUAGUUUCUUCUUUCAUCUUUAUCUCUGGCACCCUAGACUUGUGGCCAAGGGAGGUGUAGUGUAAGAAUGGGAAUGGGUUGAUAGCAUGACAGGGGCCACCCCAACUUUCGAUACCUUACUCGGGGGUCUAAGAGGCGGAGCUAGCGAUCCUGCCUGGGAGUUGGCAGGGAUGCAGAUAGCUGGGUUGGUGUUCACCACUUCAUCCCCUGGGCCCUAUGUCUCUGCAUCCCAGGAGUUCUUGCCUCAGACCCCUUCUCACAGAAUCUAACCUGCAAGAGACCCUACUGUGGUUCUAGGGCGAGCCCCCCACUGUGCAGAUGAAAAGAACUCAGGCCCGGAGCUAAAGUGGUUUGCUCUAGUUCUCACAAAGAGCUGUAGAACUACCCCGAGAACCUGGGUGGUUUUCAUAGCACACUUUAGUUCUGGGCUGGUUGUUGGGAUGGGAGAUUCGGCUCUCCCUCCCUCAGGAUGAUUCAAGUCGAAUCCCCAGCAGGACUUUUAACACCAAGUGCCUUAUGAGGGAGGAGGGACCUGAGGGCCAGCGUUCCUGCCUCAGGCCCAGCACAAGGGUCAGAGAAGGGCUUCUGUCUACGAUCUCCCUGGAGUUGUGAGCACCAGAGUUGUAACGGGAAAUCCAAUAAAAAUCCAUGUUGUCACUCUA
Dromiciops gliroides (monito del monte) is the source of this 2475-nucleotide messenger RNA. RefSeq names its product transmembrane BAX inhibitor motif containing 1 (gene TMBIM1). The record is from RefSeq and is a predicted model, not a curated record. NCBI's taxonomy places the organism in Eukaryota, Metazoa, Chordata, Mammalia, Microbiotheria, Microbiotheriidae. The transcript is spliced from 12 exons. Bases 168 to 1073 code for a protein of 301 amino acids. Gene Ontology annotation, biological process: negative regulation of apoptotic signaling pathway. Gene Ontology annotation, cellular component: endoplasmic reticulum; Golgi apparatus; membrane.